AAACGCGUUCUAGUCGUUUCCCGGUGAGUGACCGACCUCGCGUCCUCGAGCAGGGACAUUAGCGCACACCUUGGCUUCGGCUAGCUGACCCGGUGGCUGGUUUCAAACGAGCAGAGAUGGUUUUCGAGAGGAAAAUGCUCACGUACGGAGACCCCGACGAAGAGGAGGAGGAUGCUCCUGCAGAGGAGGAGGAAGAGGAGGAAGAAGAAGAGGAAGACAUGGUGGACCCCUUGGAAACAUUACGAGCCAAAUGUGAGCAGACCGAACAUUGUGUGCACCUCAAGGAGCGUCUGGAGAUCUGUGAGGCCAGAGUCAGUUCCAGGUCCAACACUGAGGAGGAGUGCACAGAGGAGCUCUUUGACUUCCUGCACGCACGCGACCAUUGUGUCGCACACAAGCUGUUUCAUAACGUGAAAUGACCUGCCCAGUGCCCACCCACGUCCUCUCCCAGUGCAGCUGUAGGAUCCUAUUUAACUACAAUCAUCGAUAAGCAGACGCUGUGUUGCCUGCUUCCCUUAAUCACGACGGACUGGAUGCAUGUCCUCGGUAUUCAUGUGCACUUACAAACAUUGCUAUUCACCAGCUCUGCUGUUACCCGUCCCUGGUGCAGCGGAUUUAGAAAUUUGUGCAACGAGUUAAUGGGCUCUGAUAACAUGGCGUUCCAGGAAAGAAAUGUUUACCUCAGGUUUGGCCUUGGAUUCACUGUUCCAACUUAGAAAUAAAUAUUUUCUCUUACUCCUGG
This is a messenger RNA of Fundulus heteroclitus (mummichog), 742 nucleotides long. Its product is annotated as cytochrome b-c1 complex subunit 6, mitochondrial. NCBI's taxonomy places the organism in Eukaryota, Metazoa, Chordata, Actinopteri, Cyprinodontiformes, Fundulidae. The coding region runs from base 117 to 419 and encodes 100 amino acids. The record is from RefSeq and is a predicted model, not a curated record. The transcript is spliced from 4 exons. Gene Ontology annotation, biological process: mitochondrial electron transport, ubiquinol to cytochrome c.